ACAGAAGAAUCAAGCAGCAGAAGCGGCAAGUACAGUUAUGAUAAAGAUCCAACUACUCUUGCUCUUACUAUUACUACUAGUUCUAGUCCUAUUAUGCAGCCAAGCUAAAGAAGCAGAGGCAGAGGCAGAGUCAGAGGUAUCUCAAAGUAUAAAAAAAUGGGUCCUGGAAGUGGAGAAAGAGGCACAACAACCUUUUCAUCUUCAGCUGCAAGCAAUAUCAUGAAGCCAAACAUUAACAACGACAAGGAUAAAAGAGACAAAGCAAUUGCUCAGUACAAUGCUGAUGCUGGGCUGUUGGCUGAGUUUGAGCAGUCUGGUGAGUCUGGUAAGUCCUUUAACUACACAAGAUCAGUGUUGCAUGGUCCACAAUCUGUGCCUGAACAACAAAUAACUGCUUAUCUCACAAAAAUCCAAAGGGGUGGUCAAAUUCAGCCCUUUGGUUGUAUGCUUGCAAUUGAGGAACCCACUUUUAGAAUUAUCAGUUAUAGUGAGAACUGCUUUCAGUUGUUGGGUUUGACUUUAGACACUCAAUUUGAGUCAAAACAGUUAAAUGGUCUGAUUGGAACCGAUGCUAGAACCUUGUUUACGCCUUCUUCUGGAGUUUCUUUGACGAAAGCUGCCUCUUCUAGGGAGAUGUCUCUGUUAAACCCGGUUUGGGUCUACUCCAGGAGUACCCAGAAGCCAUUUUAUGCUAUAUUGCAUAGAAUUGAUGUGGGGAUUGUGAUUGAUUUGGAGCCUGCGCAGUCUGGUGAUCCUGUAUCGUUCCUUGCAGGGGCAGUGCAGUCACAGAAACUGGCGGUUCGGGCGAUUUCUAGGCUGCAGUCACUCCCUGGGGGAGAUAUAGGUGUGUUAUGUGAUACAGUUGUGGAGGAUGUUCAGAAGCUCACUGGGUAUGACAGGGUUAUGGUUUAUAAGUUCCAUGAAGAUGAUCAUGGUGAAGUUGUGUCUGAAAUCAGAAGGUCGGAUUUAGAAUCCUACUUGGGUUUACAUUAUCCUGCUACAGAUAUCCCUCAAGCUUCCCGUUUCUUAUUCAAGCAGAAUCGAGUAAGGAUGAUUUGUGAUUGCCAUGCAAAAUCUGUAAGGAUCAUUCAGAGUGAAGAACUAAAGCAGCCUCUUUGCUUGGUCAAUUCAACUCUUCGUUCCCCACAUGAAUGUCACGCACAAUAUAUGGAUAAUAUGGGCUCUAUUGCCUCAUUGGUAAUGGCAAUUAUCAUCAAUGCUAAUGAUUCAUCGAAGCUUUGGGGAUUGGUAGUGUGCCACCACACCUCCACCCGCUAUGUCCCUUUCCCCCUUCGGUAUGCUUGUGAGUUCCUUAUGCAGGCAUUUGGGCUUCAGCUAUACAUGGAGCUUCAACAGGCAUCACAAUUGGCAGAGAAGAAAAUUCUCCGAACGCAAACCUUACUAUGUGACAUGCUCCUCCGGGAUGCUCCAUUUAGUAUUGUGACACAAUCUCCUAGUAUCAUGGAUCUUGUUAAGUGUGAUGGGGCUGCAUUGCUCUAUGGUGGGAAAUGUUGGUUAUUGGGUGUUACUCCAACUGAAUCACAGCUGAAAGAUAUUGUAGAGUGGCUGCUCACUAAUCAUGGGGAUUCUACGGGGUUGAGCACAGAUUGUUUGGCCGAUGCUGGUUACCCAGGUGCUGCUUCACUGGGUGAUGAAGUUUGUGGCAUGGCUACUGCAAGAAUCACUUCAAAGGAUUUCUUGUUCUGGUUCAGGUCUCACACUGCAAAGGAAGUAAAAUGGGGAGGAGCCAAGCAUCAUCCAGAGGAAAAAGACGAUGGCAGAAAAAUGAACCCAAGAUCAUCGUUUAAUGCUUUUCUUGAAGUAGUAAAAAGUAGAAGCUUGCCUUGGGAGGUUUCAGAAAUUAAUGCAAUUCAUUCUUUGCAGCUUAUUAUGAGAGACUCAUUUCAGGAUAUGGAGGACAGCAAUUCUAAGGCAUUGAAGUUCAUUCAGCAGAAUGAUACUGAGAUACAGGGGAUAGAUGAACUCAGUUCAGUGGCAUGUGAAAUGGUCAGAUUGAUUGAAACAGCAACAGUUCCAAUUUUUGGGGUUGAUUCAGCUGGUCUCAUCAAUGGAUGGAAUGUAAAAAUUGCUGAAAUGACAGGAUUACAAGCUAGUGAUGCUAUAGGGAAGUCCCUGGCCAAUGAAGUGGUUUAUGAGGACUCAUGCAGAACGGUUGAAAAUCAUCUAUCUAGAGCUUUGCAAGGUGAGGAGGAUAAAAACAUUGAAUUAAAGUUGAAAAACUUUAGGUCUGGUCAGCAAAUGUCAGUUGUAUACAUUAUGGCUAAUGCCUGCACAAGUAGGGAUUAUGAAAACAAUGCUGUUGGAGUGUGCUUUGUGGGUCAAGAUAUUACAUCUGAGAAAGUUGUUAUGGAAAAAUUCAUCCGCUUGCAAGGUGAUUAUAAGGCUAUCAUACAAAGUCUGAAUCCAUUGAUUCCGCCCAUAUUUGCUUCCGAUGAGAAUGCCUGCUGCUGUGAAUGGAAUCCAGCCAUGGAAAAGCUAACCGGUUGGACGAGAGAUGAAGUUAUGGGUAAAAUGCUCCCUGGGGAAAUCUUUGAUGGUUUCUGUCAGCUGAAAGAUCAAGAUACACUGACUAAAUUUAUGAUUUUAUUGUAUCGAGGAAUUAGUGGUCAAGAAACGGAGAAGUUCCCUUUUGGAUUUUUUGAUAGAAAUGGAAAAUUUGUGGAGGUGUUCUUAACAGCAAACAAGAGGACUGAUGCAGGUGGAAAUGUAAUUGGUUGUUUUUGCUUCUUACAGAUUGUUGUGCCUGACCUGCAGCAGGCCUUAGAAGGACGCAGGCAGGAGGAUAAAGAAUGCUUUUCAAAAUCAAAGGAGUUGGCUUACAUCCGACAAGAGAUGAAAAAUCCUCUAAAUGGUAUUCGCCUUGCCCACAGCCUUCUUAAAACUACAGCUGUUUCAGAACAUCAGAAGCAAUUUCUUGACACUAGUGACGCAUGUGAAAGACAGAUCAUGACACUCAUCGAUGACAUGGAUUUCAGAAGUAUAGAGGAAGGCAGUAGCUUGCAGUUAAACAUGGAAGAAUUUCUCUUGGGAAAUGUUUUGGAUGCCAUUGUUAGUCAAGUUAUGAUAUUGCUGAGAGAAAGAAGCUUACAGCUUUUUCACGAGAUUCCAGAAGAAAUCAAAACACUAUCUCUAUAUGGUGAUCAAAUUAGGCUUCAACUGGUCUUGUCAGAUUUCCUGCUUAAUGUGGUGAAUCAUGCACCUUCUCAAGAGGGCUGGGUGGAAAUCAAAAUAUCACCUGGUCUGAAGGUUAUACAAGAUGGCAAUGAAUUUAUCCAUUUACAAUUGAGAUUCUUCAGGGAGAAACCUUCUAGCUUUUGGCCUACCUUUAUGAAACCUUUUGAUGGAACCAUAUGCUCAUUCAAAAGAAUGACUCACCCUGGUCAAGGCCUUCCUUCUGCUCUUAUCCAAGAUAUGUUUGAGGGAGGAAACCAGUGCUCAACACAGGAAGGCUUUGCGCUCAACCUCUCUCGAAAACUUCUCAACAGGAUGAAUGGUCAGGUUCGCUAUGCUAGAGAGCAUAGUCGAUGUUAUUUCCUCAUUGACCUGGAACUUAAAACAAGGAAAGAAAGGCAAAAGAGACUCAUGGACAGAUAAAGGCAGCACAACUUAACUUUCCCAUUUCCCGAACUACUGUUAUAAUAUUUAGGGUUCAGGAAGAUUAUCUGCAAGGGCACCUCAAUUGUGCAUGGAUAUGUCAACAAAUUUCUGGUGAACUCUUCGUGGUUUGUCAAAACGCCCUUCCCAUUUGGUUAGUUUUGACAAUUAAGCCUAUCCAUUGCCAUACAAACUGUUUCCUCACUGUAUGCCACCCAAUUUGAGGUAGUAUCGAUAUGUAUAUUGACUCUCCAGCUUAAAAAAUGUAUUGCAGGCAACAUGUCAGAUUCACUAUUCAAGGCGCAUAGCAUGAAUGUCUCUUUAAUUUCAGGAUUUA
Quercus lobata is the source of this 3952-nucleotide messenger RNA. It is a transcript of the gene PHYE, whose product is annotated as phytochrome E. The transcript is spliced from 5 exons. The coding region runs from base 157 to 3615 and encodes 1152 amino acids. Gene Ontology annotation, molecular function: photoreceptor activity; protein homodimerization activity; phosphorelay sensor kinase activity. Lineage: Eukaryota; Viridiplantae; Streptophyta; Magnoliopsida; Fagales; Fagaceae. The record is from RefSeq and is a predicted model, not a curated record. Gene Ontology annotation, biological process: protein-tetrapyrrole linkage; regulation of DNA-templated transcription; red, far-red light phototransduction.